Messenger RNA from Homo sapiens (human), 5252 nucleotides. It is a transcript of the gene PIGZ, whose product is annotated as phosphatidylinositol glycan anchor biosynthesis class Z (Gwada blood group). The transcript is spliced from 4 exons. Gene Ontology annotation, molecular function: glycosyltransferase activity. Lineage: Eukaryota; Metazoa; Chordata; Mammalia; Primates; Hominidae. Gene Ontology annotation, biological process: GPI anchor biosynthetic process. Gene Ontology annotation, cellular component: endoplasmic reticulum membrane. The record is from RefSeq and is a predicted model, not a curated record. Bases 2517 to 4451 code for a protein of 644 amino acids.
AGUCUCCGCGCUGCUGAGGCGCGCCCGGCCGCUCCCACGGCCUCCCCUCCGCCCUGCGGUCCCGCCGCCUCCGGGGCCUCCUGGGACCCUGGCCCUCGCCGGGCAGGACGCCGCCAGCGCUGAAGGCGCAGCCCGGAGGCCGCGCGGGUGAGUCGGUGCGCAGCCCCAGCGGCUCCAGAGGAGCGGGUGCGGGGAGGGCGAGCGGACCAAGUCGGCCGCGUUCCCACCUUGCGCGCAGCCGGGAGACCAGCAGGCCCAGCCUCUAGGGAGGAGGGCAGGGGAGCUGGGGGCCGCCCCCCGCAUUCUCGCAGGCACCUGUCCCUAGGCCGGGGUCCGCUGGCUCGAAGCACUGACCCGCCCCGGACCUAGGGGGACGGAGGCAGCGGUGACAUUUGCCCAGGAAGGGCGGCAGUGGGUAAACUCCACUCCAGGGCACGGGUCUGGGCGCAGGUUGAGGCCUGGGGUUGAAUCUGCUUCUGCUAGAGGCCAGUGUUCUCAGGGAGGCCCAUAACCCGACUGGGUCUCAGUUCCCCCUGGUAUGAAACAGCAACAGGGCAAGAGGAGGAAACCAUGCCACGCUGCAAAGCUCUGAGCACGAAGCCGAGAAGAAUCUCGGCUCCCGGCCUCGGGGGCUGCACUUCGGGCCAGGCCUGCACUCCCAGGAUAAGAGGAUGGCCUCCUGCCCCAGGGGUGGCAUGGGGGCGCGCAAAAAGCAAAGGUGACCCUGCCAGGGAGCACCCAGCGCUCCGGUUGGUGGUCAUGGGGUCUUUGCGUGGGACUCACAGUGUGGCCGGGAAAGUUCUGUAAUGAGGACAUUUCUCAUCAUUCCUUCUUCUCAAAAGUCAUUCGUCAGCCCCAGACACCUUUGCCUCGGAAAACUGAGAACUACUUUCAAAAUCGUCAACACCCCCAUCUCCUGCUACAGAGCGGAGUCCCCACUUUGCAGAGGCGCACUGCAAGGUCGCGGGUGGUUAAAUGGUGCGCCCUCCUUGAUGAAGAUGCCUUGUUCUCUUUCACUCUCUAUGUGUGUUUAAUGUUGUGUGUUGCGUUCUCUGUGAAGCGAAGGAUAAACACGGGCCCUUUCAGGCAACCGAAGGAAGAAGGCGGCCAGCAUCAGAUCUUCCCGUGCUUCAAGGUGGAGCACCCUGCAGGGCUUACUGCAGCGCUCAGGGUCAAAGUGAGGAUGCAGUGCGGCACCAAAAGGCAAAUGGACUCUGGAGAGCCACUCUCACCUUGUACCCCUGGAGUAGACCCCGAGGACUGGAGGACUGGAACAAGAUCUUAGUCCUGAGGGCGGGAGAAGCAGCCUUUGGUGGUUGCACAGGGGCCCGGCUUUUCCCGAAGUCUUAAAGCCUGCUCCAAAUGCCAGAUUCAGACAAAGGGGCCGAACCUUGGGCCCGCCGCCUUCUCCCAUAAGCGGCAACCCAGCAGCUUUGCCAGGAAGUUUACAUGUGAAGGUACGGACCUUUCUUGGAAUGAGCCACACCUGAUGGCCCUGCCACUCCGGACGGCGCUCGUUCACGGCUGUCCCUGGAGCAGACACGGUUCUGCGCACACACCUGGGCGCCGGAGAAACAGGGCACCCAAAGCGGGCCCAGGCCCUCGGACUCAGCGAGCUGGACACGUGUCCCCAUCACCCGCGGCUGGCGGGAGCAGUGUUUCUACUCCCUUCCCUCCCCUCCUCCCGCCCCGCAGAUGUGCUGUCUUUCCCGGCCUCCCCCCGCGCCCAGCACAGUGGUUUCUGCUUGGCUGUUCCCCUGUCUCUGAGAUGGUCUCUCCCUGCUGCUUGCCCUACACAUUCUCCCACACAGGCGCGCGGGAUGCCCCUGUCGGCGUGGUUGUCAAUGCCUGCUCCCCUGCCCCCCAGUCCAAUCUCCACGACUCUGGGCCCUGUCGCUUCAUCCUAAAGCCUUCCGCUCACGAGCCCUCCCGACGACCGACCCCCAGGAGGCUACUGGAGAUGCAGGAUUUGGACCCGUGCUGGACCCGCACCCGGACAGAUCCCUCUGAAUGAAUGAAUGAAUUAAUGAGCAGGCUGCAUCCUGAUUAGGUUAAGCCCUGAGAUAGGUACUUGUUUUAAAGCUGAGGUAUAAAUUGGGGUUCAGAGAGAUUGAGUGCUUUCACCAUGAACAAGUGACAGAGAGCAACGACUUGAACCGGGUUACCUGAUGCCACCGCUGGUCUUAACCUCCAUGUUAUUAGCGUAUUGGGUAAGUGAAACCGUGUGAGCCAAGAAGCUGGGGUGAGAAACAGCACGGAAUAGAGGAGAGGGCUGCAGAAAGGCGUGAUGUUUCUGGAGCACCGAAUUCUACUCACGAACACAGGAGUGGAGGCGGGAAGGGGACACUGGAAGCUAUGGAGGGCCUUGUCAGCCACAGUAAGGAAUGUGGACCUGGUCCUCAGGGUGGUGAGGGGAUGGCCCCCCAUCCAGAGGUUUCUCACAGGGGAGUGAUUCGGCCUGUCUCUGCCGCAGUCAGAAGGAAGGAUGCAGUGAGAGAGGGAAAGUGGAGAGGCGGAUGGCGGUGCAGUCUACUCCAGGUCAUGCUUCUUACCAUCUCCCUCAUUAUUCAUCCACAGAAAAUGAUUGCUGUUAUAUGACACACUGGUUAACAAAGGAGGGGGCUGUUUGCAAACAGAAACAACCAACCCAGGGCCUCCAGCCAUCCAAAGAUUCUGCACAGCCAGCCACCCCUAAGGCUAAGAAAUCCCAGAUGCAGAUCUGUGGAUCCAGCGUAGCAUCUGUAGCAGCUGGGACAUCAUUCCAGGUUUUGGGCCCGGUGUGUUGGCAACAACUGGAUCUGAAGAUGGCAGUCAGGGUGCUUUGGGGUGGUCUCAGCCUGCUCCGAGUGCUGUGGUGUCUCCUUCCGCAGACGGGCUAUGUGCACCCAGAUGAGUUCUUCCAGUCCCCUGAGGUGAUGGCAGAGGACAUCCUGGGCGUUCAGGCCGCGCGGCCCUGGGAGUUUUACCCCAGCAGCUCCUGCCGCUCGGUGCUCUUCCCCCUGCUGAUCUCUGGUUCCACCUUCUGGCUGCUCAGGCUCUGGGAGGAGCUGGGGCCGUGGCCUGGCCUGGUGAGCGGCUAUGCGCUGCUGGUGGGGCCUCGACUCCUCCUCACUGCCCUUUCCUUUGCUCUGGACGGGGCCGUGUACCACCUGGCCCCGCCGAUGGGGGCGGAUCGCUGGAACGCCCUGGCCCUGCUGUCUGGUUCCUACGUCACCCUGGUCUUCUACACAAGGACCUUCUCCAACACCAUUGAGGGACUCCUCUUCACGUGGCUGCUGGUGCUGGUAUCCUCCCAUGUAACGUGGGGCCCUACACGCAAGGAGCCGGCGCCGGGUCCACGGUGGCGCAGCUGGCUUCUUGGAGGCAUUGUGGCUGCUGGCUUCUUCAACCGGCCCACCUUUCUGGCCUUUGCUGUGGUCCCCCUCUACCUCUGGGGCACUCGUGGAGCCACAAACCCUGGUUUGAAGUCUCUGACCCGGGAGGCCCUGGUGCUGCUCCCUGGGGCAGCCCUCACAGCAGCGGUGUUUGUGGCCACGGACAGCUGGUAUUUCUCCAGCCCCGCUACAUCCAGGAACCUUGUCCUGACACCUGUCAACUUCUUGCACUACAACCUGAAUCCCCAAAACCUGGCGAGACAUGGCACGCACGCGCGGCUCACUCACCUGGCAGUCAACGGCUUCCUGCUCUUCGGGGUGCUGCAUGCCCAGGCCCUGCAGGCUGCGUGGCAACGGCUGCAAGUCGGCCUCCAGGCCUCUGCACAAAUGGGCCUCCUGAGGGCACUGGGUGCCCGGAGCCUGCUGUCCAGCCCCAGGUCCUAUCUCCUUCUCCUCUACUUCAUGCCUCUGGCCCUGCUAUCUGCCUUUAGCCACCAGGAGGCUCGGUUCCUGAUUCCCCUCCUGGUCCCCCUGGUCCUGCUUUGUAGUCCACAGACGCAGCCUGUGCCUUGGAAGGGCACUGUGGUCCUCUUCAACGCCCUCGGUGCCCUCCUCUUCGGCUGCCUGCAUCAGGGGGGCCUGGUGCCUGGCCUGGAGUACCUGGAGCAGGUGGUCCAUGCCCCUGUGCUCCCAAGCACACCCACCCACUACACACUCCUCUUCACUCACACCUACAUGCCCCCCCGGCACCUCCUACACCUCCCAGGCCUGGGGGCACCAGUGGAGGUGGUGGACAUGGGGGGGACUGAGGACUGGGCCCUGUGCCAAACCCUGAAAAGCUUCACCAGACAACCAGCCUGCCAAGUGGCUGGUGGGCCAUGGCUCUGCCGCCUCUUUGUGGUAACCCCUGGCACCACCAGGCGUGCCGUGGAGAAGUGCAGCUUCCCCUUCAAGAAUGAAACACUUUUAUUUCCCCAUCUGACCCUGGAGGAUCCACCAGCCCUGUCCUCCUUGCUGAGUGGGGCUUGGAGGGACCACCUCAGUCUUCACAUUGUGGAGCUGGGGGAAGAAACCUGACAAUAUGACAGAGCACCCACUGCCCAAGACUCAGCCAUAGAAGAUGCCGCCCCACCUUCUACUUGGGUAGCUGGGCUGGGACGCUGGGACAGGACCCCGUCCUCCUUCAUGACUCCCACUGCUGCCUCUCCUGGGCAUGGCUGUUAGCUGUUCUGCCUUCUGGGUGAGCUGGCACUCUUCUCCCUGAGACCAAAGAUUUGACCUGUCGGUCUUGAUGUCAAGGUCCCCAAAGACCAGGUUAAGUGACGACACCUGUCUGUUCCUGCCCUGUUGCUUCCAGCCACUGUGAUGUUUGAAAUAUGUGAUAGUACCUGGUUGUGAAAAAAGACAAUGAACUGCUAGUGACAUUCCUCAAUGACCUCUCCCAAACCUCCCAUGAUGCCUUACCCUUGCUGUCAUGACAACCCUCUGGCUUCCUAAGACCCAUCUGCCUAUCGAAAUAUGUGCAAGUCAGUGAGACGAAGUAUAGAGAACAGGUGGCCCAGAUCCAGGGGACCCAACUUCUGGCCCCUUGGUCUGUCACCUCCUCGCUGUGUGAUCUUGAGAAAGCUCCUUCCACUCACCCACCCCACUUCCCAGUCUGUUGGGAUCAGAGGAACUUUGAGGUGUCUGCCGGCUAACAUUGUGUCAUUCCUGGAGUCCACAGUACACGUCCCCUGCCUCAACAGGCACAGCUCUCACAAAGCUCUUCAAGCAUGGAAGUGGGAGUUGUGUUGUACUUCAUGGCACUCUGAUGCCUGCUGUCUCAGUGUUUGGUUAUUAUGCAAACAAGUAAUGUUUGAAAUAUAUAAUAGCACUGGA